Molecule: messenger RNA, 2055 nt
Organism: Prosopis cineraria
Lineage: Eukaryota; Viridiplantae; Streptophyta; Magnoliopsida; Fabales; Fabaceae
Product: receptor-like protein 9DC3
Exons: 3
Coding region: 1-2055 (684 amino acids)
Molecular function (GO): protein binding
Source: RefSeq, a predicted model, not a curated record
AUGAGGAGGUUAUUGACAUCAUUGUGUUUCGUUCUCUGUCUCCAACUCUCUCUCUUGCACUCUCUCUCUUACUCCUCAUUUGCUCUUCCAUCAUGUCGUACUGACCAAAGCUUAGCUUUGCUACACUUCAAGAACUCAUUUUCCAUUAGAAAACCCGAUCCUUCUUCUUUGGCUUUUGAACUUUGUGAUUUUUAUGAAACCAUUUCACACCCCAAGACAUCAGCUUGGAAAAAUGGUACAAAUUGUUGCUCAUGGGAUGGGGUCACUUGCAAUCCAUUGGGUCAAAGGCUUGACCUCAAUGGCAAUGACUUUCAGGGGUCUUACAUAUCAGCCAACGUUUCACAACUUGAGAUACAUUUGGGUGAUAACAAAAACCUCACAGGCUAUCUUUCAAGGUCUAAUUGCAGCAAUUCCAUUAGACAUUUGAUUCUCAUCGAUGCGAAUUUCACAGGAGAGUUGCCUUAUUGCAUUGGCCAUAUGAAAUCAUUAUAUUCUCUGGAUCUCUCUUCAAACCAAUUCAAGGGAGAACUUCCAUCAUCUUUUUUGAACCUUACACAUCUUACUUAUAUGCAACUCUCUGACAACAACUUUUCUGGACAUCUUCCAAAUGAAAUGGCUAGAUUGCCAUUGUUAAGGGAUUUAGUUUUAUCACAUAGCCAGUUGAAUGGAACAAUUCCUUCUAGGCAUUUUACUCUACCAUCUUUGGAGUUUUUGGAUAUUUCUUCUAACCAACUCACAGUUCAAAUAGCUGAAAUAUCCUCUUAUCCAUUGGUAUCGUUUGAUGUGUCUUACAACAAUUUAUUGAGUCCAAUUACUAGGUCAAAGUUUUUCCUUGAGAACAUUACACUUUUAAGGUAUUUAGACUUGUCACAUAACCAAUUGAAUGGAACAAUUCCAUCUUGGUGUUUUCUUCUGCCAUCUUUGGAGAAUUUAUAUAUUUCUUCCAACCAAUUCACAGGCCAAAUAGGUGAAAUAUCCUCUUAUUCAUUGAAAUAUCUUGAUGUGUCUGAUAACAAAUUAUCAAGUUCAAUUCCAAGGACACUUUUUUCCCUUAAAAACCUUACAUAUCUAAACCUUUCUCACAACUUUCUCACAGGAGGUAUUCAAUGGCACAACUUCUCAUGGAAAAACAUGAAGUUCCUUGACUUGAGGAACAACUCACUUCAAGGAGAGCUAACUUCUUCUAUUUGCUAUGCUACCUCACUUGAAUUUCUAAGCUUGUCCCAUAACUACUUCACCAGUACCAUUCCACACUGCAUUAGCAACUCACUUGAAGUUUUGAACUUGUCCCAUAACAAAUUUACUGGCACCAUUCCUCACUACACCGGUAGCUUUAGCCUUGCUCUUUCUAUGUUGGAUUUGCAAAUGAAUAGAUUUUCUGGAAGCAUACCUCAAUCAUUUGAAAAGGGAAACAAUUUGAAGACCUUAAAUCUUAAUGGCAACCUAUUGGAAGGGUCAUUUCCUCGAUCUCUGGUCAAUUGCACAAAAUUGAAAGUCUUAGAUCUUGGUAGGAACAACAUAGAAGAUACUUUUCCCCAUUGGUUUCAAGUGCUUCAUGAAUUGCAAGUACUUGUUUUUAGAGAGAAUAAGUUAUAUGGUUCCAUUCCUAGUUUCAAUGACGAAACCAACCAUGCGUUCCUAAAAUUGAGAGUCUUGGACUUGUUGAACAACAAUUUUAGUGGCCUUCUACCUACUGCAUUCUUCAAAUCUUUUGAAGCUAUGAGAAAUGCUGAUGAAAGAGAACCUGGCUUGCAUUACAUGGGUUAUGAAUCUAUGUAUCAAGACUCCAUUGAAGUAACCAUGAAAGGAUUGGACGUUCAUUUAGAAAGGAUCUUGACUGUUUUUACAACUAUUGAUGUAUCCAUGAACAUGUUCGAAGGAAAAAUUCCAAAAGUUAUUGAAGAGCUUUGCAAAUUGAAGGUGCUCAAUUUUUCACAUAAUAGGCUAAUUGGUGCAAUUCCAAGCUCAAUGGGAAAAUUUGAGGAACUUGGAAUCCUUGGACUUGUCAUCAAACAAGCUUGUAGGAAAAAUUCCUUUAAAAUUGGCAAGUCUUGA